Molecule: messenger RNA, 9819 nt
Organism: Bufo bufo (common toad)
Lineage: Eukaryota; Metazoa; Chordata; Amphibia; Anura; Bufonidae
Gene: PRRC2C
Product: proline rich coiled-coil 2C
Exons: 36
Coding region: 352-8721 (2789 amino acids)
Biological process (GO): cell differentiation
Source: RefSeq, a predicted model, not a curated record
UCUUUUCUAGCGCCGGGGCUUUCGCUCUGUGGUGUGUGCGGAGGGGGAAGGAUAACGGGAUACCGGGUUGCCAAGAAGUGCUUGCGGCCUGUGAGACUCCUAGGGCGGGGAAAUUCGCUUACGGUAACCGACUUGUCCUCCUGGAAACGGCAGCGAAGCAGAAGUAGCAUCCGUGCCGACCCUUUCCAUAAGCGUCAUAACUCCGCGCCACUAUCGCCGCCAUUCACUCCGCUGCCGGGAACACACUGCUCUGAGCCCCUUCUCCGUGCUGAGGACGCCGGGACACCCAGGUGAGAACUGGGCACAAAAGUGAGGCAGAGGCUGUAUCAGACUCGAUGAGUUUCUUUCGUCAUGUCGGAGAAGUCAGGCCAGAGCACAAAAGCAAAGGAUGGGAAAAAGUAUGCUACCCUCAGCCUAUUUAACACGUACAAAGGAAAGUCGCUAGAAACCCAGAAAACUACAGUUGCUGCACGUCAUGGACUUCAAAGCUUGGGAAAAGUUGCUGUAUCUCGGCGCAUGCCACCACCUGCAAAUUUACCCAGUCUAAAGGCAGAAAAUAAAGGCAAUGACCCAAAUGUGAAUAUUGUACCCAAAGAUGGCACCGGAUGGGCAUCCAAACAAGAGCAGUCCGAAGAGGAGAAAGCACCAGAAGUGCCUCCUCCACCUCCAAAGCCUGUUGUUCCUCCCCCUAUAAUUGAGGUUCCUGUGGUUGCCAAAUCUUGGGCCAAUACCAAGCCAGGUGGACACGGAGAUGGUGUUCAGGUGAAUAGCUAUUUCCAGCAAGAAUUUCCCAGUCUGCAGGCAGCUGGGGAUCCUGAAAAGCGAGAGAAAGAUGCAACGGAAGAUAAUUAUGGACCUGGACCCAGUUUGCGACCCCAAACUGAUGUGGCCAGUUGGCGGGAAGGUGGAGGGAGGAACCUUGGAACACCGCUAGCGCCCUCUGACCAGGAAAAUGCCGCUUCGGUUGGAGAGGAAGGAUUGUCCCAUCCUGCUCUCCCUAGUGCUGCGGAUCAGAGCAAGAUUGCUGAUAAACGUACUGCUGCCCCACAGCCUAAACUGAAUGGACAGCAACCCGGCCUACCUCCUCAGUACAGAGGCAUGAUGCCUCAAUUUGCUGGGAAUAUGUUCCCUUCCUAUCCUCGACUUCCGUUCCCCCCUGUGCAAGGACAAACUAAAUAUCCUCCACAAUCAGAGACCAACAGACAGCCUCGACGACCACAAGCCUGGGCUGCAGAGGGCAUUGAACGCCCCUCCAUUAUUAGUGCUAGUGAACUAAAAGAGCUGGAUAAUCUGGACACAGAAGCAGAUGAAGGCUGGGCAGGGGAACAGAGUGAAGUAGAUUACACAGAGCAACUUAACUUCAGUGACGAUGAUGAGCAAUCUCCUGGUCAGAAAGAUAAAUCGGAAAGCCGGGACGACCGCAUCUCAAAAACAGAGCAGGUUCCAUCAAAAUCUAAUGAUAAUACAGAAACCUCCAAAGAAAUAGAAGAGCGGUCUGCCAGUACUUCUUCACAAGCACCUACCGGGCAGAAAUCUCUCCUUGGGAAGGGUCCACCUCCUGAUACACAGGAUAGACGCCAAAUGCCUCCAUCCUUACUAUCUCUUGAUAAGAAUAUUCCACCUCUAUUGCAACCAAAAAAUGCUCCUCCGCAGCAUCCGUCUCAAAGUCGCCCUGGCGCACCGUCAAGACCAGCACCUUUGCAGUCUCGUCCCAGUGAGGAUGAGAUGUGGAAGCAAAGACGGAAACAACAAGCUGAAGUUUCUGCUUCUGUAGAACGAGCCCGUAAAAGACGCGAGGAAGAGGAACGGCGAAUGGAGGAGCAAAGGAAAGCUGCUUGUGCAGAAAAGUUAAAGCGCUUGAAUGAGAAGUUCGCUCCUGCUACAGCAGCCACAUCUCCUGAGAUACCUGCAUCAGACAAACCACUUGAGGAGAAGCCAGUGAUUGAGGAGUCCACUCCAGAGCCCUCUGUCCCUCAGGAGGAAGAGGAUGUCACUGUUCAUGAAGAGCCUGUAAAAGAGAAGGAACCAGAGAGGCCAGAAAAGCCAGAGACUCCAGUACACCAUGAAGAAAAGGAAGAUGUGAUCCCAGAGUCUGAUACUGAACCACCAGGGGAAAGUGAAAGUGCCAGUGUUUCAGAAGACAAGACUUCUGAGCUAGUAGUGGCAGAAGAACCACCAUUUGCAAGGAAGGAUAGUCUUUCAAGUGACAGAGCGGACACCCCUCCAACCAUACCGGUCCAGCUGCCAGCACCAGUUCUUCCGCCACCUUCAAUGUCUAAUCUUCCACCUUCUCCAUCACCAGCUUCAGCCCCUGUGAUGCCACACGAGAGUGAAUCUGAAAGUGGAACACAAACACGUCCACCACUUUCUUCUGGAUACUCUAAACAGUUUCAAAAAUCUCUGCCUCCACGAUUUCAGAGACAGCAGGAACAGAUGAAACAGCAGCAGUGGCAGCAACAGCAGCAAGGUGUGCUAUCCCAGCCAGCCCAGUCCCAACCUUCUAGCAGCCCUGUCCCUCCACCACAACACAGGCCUCUGUACCAGCCUAUUGGACCACAUCCUCAACAUUUGGCUUCCAUGGCCUUUGAUCCUCGCUGGUUAAUGAUGCAACCUUAUAUGGAUCCUCGAAUGAUGUCUGGAAGGCCGGCAAUGGACAUUCCACCGAUGCAUCCUGGGAUGAUACCAACCAAACCCCUAAUGAGACGUGAGCAAAUUGAACCUUCAACUGCUUCUGAACCGUAUGAACAUAUGACUCGAUCCGUUAGAGACCACGGUGUUCCAAUAUCUGAGCCUCGCAUGAUGUGGGGAGCAGAGCCCUACCCGCACCCAGACAGUCCACAGGUUUCUUCCUCUACUAAAGAAUCAGAAGAGCCUGAAGAUUACCGGUCUGAAACGCCACUGGACCAAGAUGUUAUCACUGAAAACUACUCACUGGAGCAUAGUCCAUUUGACCCUCAGCCCAAAACGGAUUUCUUUUCAAGAACUCGAGAGCCAGAUCUUCACAGUGUAUCUAUAAGGCAUACAGAACCUAAUCAACUACCUCAAGCGGAAGAGAAAGACACAGUAAUAUCGGCAUAUGAACCAACAGAGAAGCAAGCUCCUACUGAUGAAGCAUCUCACAUUGAUAUUCAACCUAUGUUAACCAGGACUUUAUCUAGUGAGUCUGCUCACACUCAGAAGCAAGAAGAGAGGAGGGUAGAUACAGUACAGAUGAAUGCUAAAGUAUCUGUUAGGCCGCCUGAAACUACAAAAGAAACCACAGACGAAAAACAAAGAAAAGAGAGUUUUCAGAGUUCUAAGCCACUAGAUAUAUCAAAAAUAGAAAAACCUUUCAAACCUAAGUCUGAAACAAGAUGGGGCCCGAGACCAGGAUCCCGAAGCCGAGAAGAAGGUAUGGAUAGACCAGUCAGGCGAUCUGGUCCCAUUAAAAAGCCUAUUCUUCGUGAUAUGAAAGAGGAGCGUGAAAUGAGAAAAGAAAAGGAAGAGGAGAAGACUGGACAUGAAAAACCUAUGAAGCCAGAGAAAGUUGAAAAGAAAACCCUAUCACAGCAGCAAGUGCCAAGUUCGGUGUCUACAAUACAUAAAGCUGAGCAAGAUAAACCUUCACCUGACGCUGCUACUCUUCCUAAAGUGUCAAAUACCAGCACAUUACAUGCAGAAAAGUCAUUGGAAAACACUUUAGAUUCGAUACCUAAGCCCGUUGCCCAACCAACUGCAACUACACAGCCAAAUAAGGAGGAUAAAAUAGUGCGUCCGGUUAGCAAGGAAAAUAAAGAACUUCCACCCGAAAAGCCUAAACCAGAUGCUAAACCUCCAUUAGCAUCUCAGCCCCCACAUGCAACGGUCCCACAUAGAAGGGACUCAAUUUAUCCACCAAGAGCUUACAGGAGAGAGGCUAGAGACAGAGACUGGUUUCCUGAUCAGGGGUAUAGAGGUCGAGGCAGGGGAGAGUAUUAUUCCAGGGGAAGGAGCUAUAGGGGUUCCUAUGGAGGUAGGGGACGGGGAGGUAGAGGACAAAACAGAGAAUAUCCACAUUACAGAGAUUCUAAGCCCCGUUCUGAACCAGGUCCUCCUGGAGCAGCAAGGCGUAGGGAUGAAAGUGAGACGCGUAGUGAAAGCUCAGAUUUUGAGGUCUUGCCCAAAAGGAGAAGACAACAUGGUUCUGAAACAGACUCUGAUAGUGAAGUUCAUGAAAGCGCAAGUGACACUCCUCUUUCGGAUAAGGAGACUUCCAGUAGAAGCAAAUCUCGUAGAGAUGAGCGCACUGAUAUUAAAAGAGCACCUAAAUCUGUUUCUGCUUUGAAGGCAGAAGCUGGAACUUCAAGGGCAGAAGUCAGACCACCAGAAAGACACUUCCCUAGAGAAGAUGACAUGCGAACAAAGCCUGGCUUCUUGCCAAAGGGUGAGCCAUCUCGUAGAGGAAGAGGAGCUGGAAGUUUCCGUCGUGGUGGCAGGGAACCCGGCAUUCGUCCAACACGCCCUCCUCCACCACGAAGAUCCAAUUACAGAGACAAUCAGUGGAUUCCACGACAGCAGGAUUUAAGACCACCACCACCUCCACGAAUGGAUGAAAGUGAAAACAGACAUCAGGAGCACCACACAUUACCCUCCGGUGAUAAGAGACCACUUAUUAAGUUUGAGCGCAAGUUUGACCCCUCAAGGGACAGACCAAGGAGGCAAAGGCCCACAAGACCGCCGAGACAGGAUAAGCCACCACGAUUUAGACGGUUAAAAGAAAGAGAGAGAGAAGAUGCUGGCAAACCAGUAGAAGUUAGUGGAACUGCUAAUCAAGCAGUGCCAGCUUCAAAUACUGUCCAUGAACUCCCAUCAGACUUUUCAGGCAACAAGACUCCAGACUUGUCUAAUCAUAAUUCUUCUGAUCAGGCCAAUGAAGAAUGGGAAACCGCUUCUGAAAGUAGUGACUUUAAUGAACGAAGGGAGAGGGAUGAGCGCAAAGCAGCAUCAGCUAGAAUCCAGUCACCUGUUCCUAGUAAAACAACUGAUGGUUUGACACAAUCGCCACCCAAGCGUGAAAGUGCAAAAAGAAGUUUCUCCAGUCAGAGACCUGGCAUGGAUCGCCAGAAUCGUCGUGGCAAUAGUGGUGCUCCAAAACCCGGCAGGCACUACUCUGGUCCCAGAGGCGAAAGACGAAGUGCAACAUCAUUACAAAGGGGGAAAAGAGGGACAUUUGAUGAACAGGCUUCAGGAUUAAACGCAGUAGAGUCUGGUGGAAGCAGCAAUGCUCAUCAUCACUAUCACAACUAUCACCCACAUUCUGAAGAUGGCAGUACUUCAGCCCAAUCAAAAGCCACCAAGGAUGUUCCUGGCAAGAAGAAAGAAGAGCCUAAGCUAGUUGUGAAGAAGCCUAAAGAGAAAGUAGAUGCCUUGUCACAGUUUGACCUAAACAACUAUGCCAGUGUUGUGAUAAUAGAUGAUCACCCUGAAGUAACUACACUAGAAGACUCUCAGUCCAACCUCAAUGAUGGUUUCACAGAAGUGGUCUCCAAAAAGCAACAGAAACGUCUGCAGGAUGAAGAACGCAGAAAGAAGGAAGAGCAAACGGUACAGGUUUGGAAUAAAAAAGGUUCUGGUGAGAAAGGGCGAGGCCAAAACUCUAAGCUUCCACCUCGUUUUGUGAAGAAACAGCAGCAGCAAGCAGCGGCAUUACAGGCCCAAUCUUCGGGGCUUACCGCUUCUCAAAAUGUAUCCCCAGCGGUACCUGCAGCAAUGCCUUCAAAUCAACCUCCGGCACCUGUUCAAACACAGCCAACCACAAAUGGGUCAGAAUUUUCUGGACCUGUAAAACCACAACCUCCAUCACAGCCACCCAGUACUCUGGGAACAGAGCUGUGGGAAAACAAAAUGACAGCCCCAAGUGUUCUGAAUGACUUGUCCAAGAAAUUGGGACCUAUAAAUCCUCCUCAGCCGCCAUCCUCCAGUGCCUGGAAUAAACCUUUAACAGGUUUUGUGUCCGCUACCAAUUCCGAGACAUCUAAAAAUGGCCAAGAUGUCUCUGUUGACUUGACAAUAGAAGCUAUUCAGUUUGGUGCCCCUGCAUCCAGCAGUAGUGACAAUGAAGGUACACCGUCCCUCUCUGAAAAAACUGAGUCUCUACCUGAGCCAAAAGAGCAGAGACAAAAGCAGCCGAGAGCUGGGCCGAUUAAAACCCAGAAGAUUCAGGAUCUUAAUUUAGUUCUGAGUAAGGAAUAUAAGCCAGGACCUAUCGGUAAGGAGCGGUCCUUAAAGAACCGCAAAGUAAAUGAAGUGCAGCAGUCUGAGCCAGAGACUCAGGAAAAGCAAAUUCCAAAUACAGUUCACACGCCAGAACCAGUUCCAUCAAAGGACAGUAAAGUUAUAACAGAAGUGGUUCCGGAAAUCACCAGUAUGUUGUCGGUAUCUGCACCUGAAUUUGGAACAAGCACUAAGGAAACUGUAACAGACUACACAAGCCUGUCCAACACCCUUCCGAAUACUGCAUCGACAGGCAGCUCAAAAAUGGAGUCUACUUUGGUGCCUAAUGUUCCCCUUCCCCACAGUCUCCCCCUAUCUCGCCGAGAGACUCUUCAGCAGAGCUCGAGCCUAACACCGGUGUCUCCUGCAACUGUUGACCUGACUCUCAAGAUGGAGUCUGCUCGCAAGGCAUGGGAGAACUCCCCAAGUGUUGCUGAAAAAGGAUCCCCAAUUACCCCAGCAGCACCUCCCACCAGCACUUCAGGAGUUGGGGCUUCCUCCAAUUCCAACACUGGAGUUGGUAGUGUAACCGCCAAUAGUGGAAGUGCUGGGCCUCCUCCACCCAGCAAUGUUCCUUAUAAUUCUUUCUCCAGUGCAUCUAUGCAACCUAUCCCAGUUGCUUCAGUAACACCAACUACUUCCUUGUCAGGUGCUGGAACAUACACGACUUCAUCACUUAGCACAAAAGCUACCACAACCUCGGAUCCUCCUAAUAUCUGCAAAGUGAAGCCCCAGCAGCUCCAGAGCAGCAGCAGUAUGCCCUCUGCUAGUCACUUCUCUCAACUCAGCUGCAUGCCCUCAUUAAUGGCCCAGCAGCAAAGUCCACAGGUGUACGUCUCCCAGUCUGCAGCAGGAGCGGCAGCUCAGAUACCUGCAUUCUACAUGGACACGAGUCAUUUAUUUAAUACUCAGCAUGCACGAUUAGCUCCGCCAACUCUAACCCAACAGCAAGGAUUCCAGCCAGGGCUCUCCCAAAUUCCAAUCCCCAUUUAUGCUCCCCUGCAAGGCCAGCAUCAGGCUCAGCUUGGCUUGGCACCUGCUCCCCCUGUAUCCCAAGCGCAAGAAUUGUUUACCUCCUCUCUCCAGCCAUACAGGUCUCAACAGGCAUAUUUACAGAGCAAUCUGUCUCAGCCGUCCCAAGUUGUCUUGUCUGGCGCCUUACAUAAUUUCCCUGGAGUACAACACCAAGACCUUGCUAAAGCUCAGUCUAGCCUAGCAUAUCAGCAGACCACCAAUACUCAGCCCAUUUCUAUCUUGUAUGAACACCAGCUUGGUCAGUCUGGUUUAGGUGGCUCUCAGCUCAUCGAUACACACAUUCUUCAGACACGACAGGGUCUUGGACAGCCUUCUAAUAUGUAUUCUGGACAGCAGCCUAAUCAGACCAGCUUCUACAACACUGCUCAGUCUCCUACAGCACUUCAGCAGAUGACUUUACCUAUGCAAGGAUCACAGCUGUCCUUGCCCAACUUUGGUUCUACUGGGGGGCAGCCCCUCAUUGCUUUAUCUCAAGCAAUGCCGCCUGCACCUCAAGCUCAACAUCAGACUCUCUCUAGAGCGGGCCAAGUGAGCCAGGCUUACCGUGGCCUGAUCCCUUCCGGCAGUCAGCAUGGAAUGAUCGCUGGCAAGUGUUCAGCUAGAGGGAAGAGUGGCUUUGCGUCAGUGUCCCCAUGGAGCUAUGGAGUCAACUACUUAAAAUCGAUGAGUGAUAUAGAUCUUAAACAUUAUGGGGGUGGAUUGGACCAUGUCAAGCCUGGAACUCCGCCUAUAGCCGGAAGAAGCACAACGCCUACUUCCAGUCCUUUUCGGUAUGGCUCGGUGUAUUUUGGCUUGACUUCAUUGGCAAGUUCAACUAGCCCCAAUAGCCAGUCAAGUAAAAUGAACAGCUUGGUGUACCAGAAGCAUCAGUUUCCUUCCACAGCGGCCAGUGUACGGAUGGGUCAGCCCCCAUACCCCACACCACAGUUCCCUCCUCAGAUACUUUCUCAGCCUAAUUUGGUUCCACCAAUGGUCAGAGGACCACAUCCGAACACGUUCCAACCUCCUGUUCAGCGUCCACCCAUUGCACUGACUAGCCAAAUGCCCCCACAGAUGCCCACAGGCUUGAUGAACCAUCCCCCGCGCCUUCAUCACGUGUCUCGCACCCCUCCUAUUCCACCUUCUGGCGUGCGAGUUAAUGCUGCAAUAAAGGCAGAGCAAGAUCUGAAGGCAAAACAGAGAGCAGAGGUCUUACAGUCGACACAUCGCUUCUUUGAACAGCAGCAGCAUCAGCAGAGCAAACCUGUGAUCCCCAAACCUCCGACAACUGCGUCGGCCCCUCCAAAGCCGUCAGACAUCCUAACAGAGCCUCCUAUGGUCUCGCAGGAGAAGGUAGAAGAGAAUUUGGCUGCAUCCGCUGCCCUGGCUCAAGCUUCGGUGCCAACCGCCACAAAACCCAUCAGAACUGGACCAAUUAAACCUCAAGCCAUCAAAACGGAAGACACAAAAUCAUAGAGACAGCUCGGCAGGUGGUUGCGUUCUAAGCACUACACUUGAGUGUAUGGAUAAGAAUUUCAUUGUUUACUGAAAUAUGCAGCAUCUGAUCUAAGAUUAGGAGGGGAAGCGGGAGCUUUAGUUAUCUGUACCGAUCAGAACAGCGUCUGUCGAUCCUUACAGCAUUUCAAGUUGCGAAACAUAGAAGACUGUGCCCAGCCAGCUCUGGCACCUUUUUGAUUUCGACUAGGUGUGUCUGUGACUAGUGAGUGCAACGUAACGCUGGCAUCCAGUGUACAACUGUAUGCCACACGGGAAAGCUCACACUGUCCGGUAGAUUGGAAACACUACCCUGCAGAGUUAUUCCCAACAGCUCACUCUGGUUUAGCGAGGCUAAAGUGCAGCUUGAUCCUAGAUGUACACCCAAACACGCUUUAUGGUCUUGUUUAGGGUUACAUUGUUGGCUUUGUCUUGCCCCACAGUGUUUGCUCUCCCAAUAUCUCACCCUUCUGUGUAUGUUGUGCCCUUGAUUACAAGACAUUCUCUCGAAAACACUUGCAAGCAAUUUAUUACUAUUGGGAUUCGCACAGACCUGACUCCUGAAUUAGGGCGCAUGUGGUCUUACAGGUCACAAGCAAAGCUCAAGGCAUUGGGCCCCUGUAUCUUUUUUUUUUUUUUUUCCCCUCCUCCUCGGAGAGUAUAUAUAUAUAUAUAUAUAUUUGGUCAGCUGUGUAGAAAGAAACCUAGCUUCAUGUAAUUUCCCCCAAACCAUGCUGUGGUAGACCAAUGGAAUCCAUGCCAACGUCGCUGCUGUCUUUUCACCUAUAUCAGUCUAUACUGUACCUUUUUAAGAUCUAACCUCCUGUGACGUUUUUUUUUCUCCCUUUUGAAAUCCAAUCACGUUAUACAGCAACCUUUUUAUAUAAAGAAUAGGAACGCUGGAGUUCACUUCUGUUCAAGACAAAAACUGUACAUUAUAAGAUAUCUUGUAAAUGCAGCUAUGUUGUGGUAACGGUGUUCUUAUUAAACUUAAAGAAAAACUCUUAUUUUGCCCAGUAUAAGGGUUUUUGCUUGUUUUUUUUUUUUAUUCAGUAGCUCUACAAAAAAAAAAAAAAAAAA